AUGACUGCAAGAAGAGUUGCUCAGUUCCAUCAAAUUCCUCAAACUAUCAUAAAUUCUCUUCAUCGGCCACAGAAUUCAUCCACCCAUUUGAACCCACAAUUUGUAGCUAAACCUCCUUCAAUUUUAGCAACUGAUCUCAUCAAGUCGUACUUUGAGAAGGGAUUGGUUAAAGAAGCUCGUGUAUUGUUCGAUGAAAUGCCUGAACGAGACGUGGUUGCUUGGUCUUCUAUGAUCAGUGGCUACGCCUCGUGCAACCUCUAUAAUCGUGCAUGGACGAUGUUCUACGAGAUGAUGAAGGAUGGUGUCAAAGUGCAACCUAACCAGUUCACGUUCUCUAGCGUACUUAAGGCUUGUAAAGGCAUGCGGUCGCUGUCUUGUGGUGCAUUGACUCAUGGAUUGGCUCUUAAGCAUAGCAUGCAUGGGAGUGUGUACGAGGAGGCUGAACCAAAUCCAUACAGCUUUUCAAUUGCUGUUAGAGCUUGUGCCUCAAUUCGCUCACACAGCUAUGGAAAGCAGAUACAUGCUGCAGUGGUGAAGCAUGGAUUUGAAUCCAGUAUUCCUGUAAUGAAUUCAAUAUUAGACAUGUAUUGUAGCUGUAGUCAUUUGAGUGAAGCAGAUCAAUGUUUUCAUGGAAUGCCCAAGAGAGAUAUAAUCACAUGGAACACUUUGAUUGCGGGACAUGAAAAAUCUGAUCCCUACGAGUGUCUCAACCACUACUCUGUUAUGGAGUCAGAAGGUAUCACUCCAAAUUGCUUUACAUUUACUAGCGUUAUAGCUGCUGCAGCUAACAUGGCAUUAUUGAGUUUUGGAGAGCCGGUUCAUGUAGUUCUCCCACCCCCUCCUGUUACACCUAUCCCUUCACUCCCCAGGGAUUCCGGACAGCUAGACAAUCAAGUAGUUCUUCCAUUCAAAAUGUUCAUUGCUCAGAGGGAGGGAAUAGAAGCAUAUUCUGUUACUAGGUAA
Messenger RNA from Fraxinus pennsylvanica, 963 nucleotides. NCBI's taxonomy places the organism in Eukaryota, Viridiplantae, Streptophyta, Magnoliopsida, Lamiales, Oleaceae. The record is from the annotation of a GenBank genome assembly.